AUGAAUAGGGACAAUUGCAACCUCAAGUUCGAUCUCAUUGCUCAUUUCAUCAAGGGACAAAUUGCAAUAUCACCAGAAUUGCCUCUUACUACCAUAAUUGAGGUCAUAAAUGAGAAGUUUCAAUUCACGAUAUCAUAUAAGAAAGCGUGGCUUACUAGGACGAAAGCUAUUGCAAUGGUGUUUGGGGACUGGGACGAGUCGUACCGAAGGUUGCCUAGAUAUAUGGUUGCAUUGCAGGCAUUCAAUCUAGGCACAGUUGUCAUGUGGGACAUGAUCCUGAAAUUGCAAUCUACCUCAAUCGGUACUAAAAUGUACAUGAACGAUGUGUUCUGGGCAUUUAAACCAGCAACAGAAGGCUUCAAGUACUCGUCCAGUGAUAUGCAUUGA
This is a messenger RNA of Camellia sinensis, 387 nucleotides long. The record is from RefSeq and is a predicted model, not a curated record. Lineage: Eukaryota; Viridiplantae; Streptophyta; Magnoliopsida; Ericales; Theaceae.